Pseudogymnoascus destructans is the source of this 507-nucleotide messenger RNA. RefSeq lists its product as uncharacterized. The record is from RefSeq and is a predicted model, not a curated record. Lineage: Eukaryota; Fungi; Ascomycota; Leotiomycetes; Thelebolales; Thelebolaceae. The coding region runs from base 1 to 507 and encodes 168 amino acids. The transcript is spliced from 2 exons.
AUGAUGGACCUACUAGGUUCAUACUACCUCACAGGCAACGAGACGGAACAGGCCAGGAACCUCUUCGACGACCUGCAAAUGGGAGAGAAGGGGCAUGCUAGCGAAACCUUCCCAGAGUUCAAGGCUCGUUUCCAAAGUGCAGCUAUCAUAGGACAAGUCUCCGAGUCAGAAUGGUUUCAGUACAUGUGGAACAAGUUGACUCCCCAAUUCCGCAGCUGCGUCGCGAUCAUUAAAAACCAAUGGAAUGGAGACUACCAGACCAUGCAAAGGUGUGCGUCGAAGCCAACUCGAGCCACACCCGCUCUGUUCACCCAAACCAUGUUCGGACGGAGCAGGGAAGCAUGCCGGCUCUUUUGGGGGAAGUGGUGGCUGCCGUGGGCAGGCUUCCUGCCAUCGCUGUCACUGCCAGACUGCGCUGGGGGGAGGAAGAAGGGGGGUGGUGGGGGUGGUGAGGUUGAGGGGGAUGUGUUUGGGGCCCAGUAUGGGGCAGAGGAGGAUGGGGCAUAG